Peniophora sp. CBMAI 1063 is the source of this 231-nucleotide messenger RNA. NCBI's taxonomy places the organism in Eukaryota, Fungi, Basidiomycota, Agaricomycetes, Russulales, Peniophoraceae. The record is from the annotation of a GenBank genome assembly.
AUGAUGAAGGAUGGCGAGGAUGGCCGUGAGGCGACAACGUUGGGUCUCGCCGUGGCCGAGCCAACCGAGGACGACUCAGAAACUGGACCUGCGCCUGCAAUAAUGCCCGCCGGUGCCAGAAGACGCGACUACGCAUCGACCUGUGCCCACUUCACCCACACUCGCAUAUACGCCCUCUUCACCGCAACGCUCCGAAGAAAACGACGACGCGCAGGCAUCCUUCUCCUCUAG